Messenger RNA from Heterocephalus glaber (naked mole-rat), 3552 nucleotides. Its product is annotated as leukotriene-B4 omega-hydroxylase 3-like. NCBI's taxonomy places the organism in Eukaryota, Metazoa, Chordata, Mammalia, Rodentia, Bathyergidae. Gene Ontology annotation, molecular function: iron ion binding; arachidonate monooxygenase activity; heme binding. The record is from RefSeq and is a predicted model, not a curated record. Gene Ontology annotation, biological process: leukotriene B4 catabolic process; arachidonate metabolic process.
UGAAUACUAUAGUCACCUCUGCUGCUUCCCUCAGAUCCCAAAACAGAACUGGCUCUUAGGCCACUUGGGCAUGGUCUGGCUUCCCUACUUUGGUGCACCUGUGAGUGGCUCCCAUGUUGGGUUAAAUAGAGUGAGAAGCCUUUGUUUUCCCACGUUCUCCACUGCUCGAAUUGAUGUCCAGGGUCUACUCCCUGGCUGGACCAUGUCUUUGUGUCAACUCAUCUCUAGUUUUCAGGCUGUUCACAGGAAUGAAACUUGAUCUUUCCACACAUCACAAGGACACAGCUGGGCCCCCAGAAGAUAGGUAUAGACUGACUCCUCUGCUUCCACUCCUGGGAUACCUUUCUCUUAUCUUGCUCUUCUCGCCAAGAUGCCUCAAUGAGCCUUCUUGCCCAAUCUGGAUAAAAACUUAACUCCUCAAGUCUUUUAUUAGUCUUCCUUAACCUCAUCCUUAAGGGAACAUUUUGACCUUUGACUUAGACCUGUUACCCUCUGGAGUGACAGGAUUUCAUUUUCUUCACUUAUAAAGGGACAGUUGAGGAGCCUAGGUUCAGUGAGAUCUUGAACCUCAGAUGCUCUGUUUCAGAGUCUGAUGGGCAGCAGGUGUUCAUAGGUGGGAGCUGCCACCCUAAUGGAGAGUUGGAGGUCACCUCUGUUCUCCUGGGGUCUGGAAGGUUCAUGGUAUGAGGAAGCUUCUCCCUGGGAAGAACUGGCUGUGGUGUGGACCAAUCAGGACAUGAAAGGAUGUGGGCUAAACCUUAGAACAAGUCCCGAGGCCACACUGCUGCCCAUAAUCUCUCUCCUGAUUUUGCCCUCCCCUGUGUCUGCACCUUGGGCUAGAACUCCUUGCGGCAGGAGAAAAUUCUUCUCAAUCCAAGAUGGAUAUCAUUGUGUGCAGACAGUUUUACUUCUCCAUGUACCCUGGGAUGUACCACUGGAAGUUGGAGAUGGUCCUGAGAGCAAAAGAACAAAAGGAGGCAGAGGGUCUUUCCAUCCUUAGAAAAUCUGGACAUAUGUUUGCCAUAGAUGUUGCAUCAUCUUGACAAGGCGAAGGAGGGAAUUGCUAUGGCUCCUGGGAUUGGUUAUUAGUCAGGGUUCUACAGUGAAACAGAACCAAAGGGAAUACACAUUGUCAUGCAUCACUUAAUGAUGUUGACACCAUCUGAGAAAUCAUUGUGGGGUGAUUGUUCUCCUUGUGCUGACAUAAUAGAGUGUGUCUCACACACACCUAGAUGGUAUAGCCUAUUACACAUCCAGGCUAAGUGAUACAACCUAUUGCUCCUUGUAUAAAGCUGUACAAUAUGCUACUGUUCUGAAUAUUAUAGUCAAUGUAACACAAUAUUUGUGUAUCUAAAAGUAUCUAAACUUAUAAAAUAUACAACAAAAAUCGCUUCUUGGCCUUUUGGCUAAGAUCAAGUGUAAUGUACACCAAAAAUACUAGAUAGUAAGGAAUUUCUCAGCUCCAUUGCAAUCUUAUGAGACCGCCUUCAUAUGGACAAAAACAUCAUUAAGUAGCAUACGACUGCAUAUAGAGUCAAACACACACAUGUACACACACAUACAUAUAGACAGAUACACACAUAUCUACAAACCUGAGAGAGACAGAGACAGAGAAAGAAAGGGGAAGAGAGAGAGAGAAUUUAUUAUAGUUUUUAGCUCAUGUAAUUAUGGAGACUGAGAAGCCCUGCAGUAUGCUAUCUGCAAGCUGGAAAACCAGGGAAGCUGAUCAUGUAAUUCAUUUAGUCUGAGUCCACAGGCCUGAGAAGCAGGAGUGUGUGGAGAUGCUGUAUGUCCCAGAGUCUGGAAGUUUGAGGGCCUGCAGUUCUGAUGUCUGAGGAUAGAGAAAAUGGAUAUUCCAGCCCCAAUGGAGGGAAUGCAUUUGCCUUUCUGCUGGAUUUUUUUUUUAUUGGGACCCUCAGUGUAUUUGAUGAUGUCCUCCACACUGGAGGAGGCUGGAUCCUUCCUCCGUCUCUGCGUACAAACUUUAAUGCGUUCUGGAAACACCAUCACGGGCAGCCCAGGAACCAUGUCUCACCAGCUCUCCAGCUCUCCAGCUGCUCUCCAUUCAAGUUGACACCAGAAAUGAACCAUCUCAGGUGCUGAAUACCAGUGUCUUGCAUGCAGGUGCCUCUCACGGAGCAGAAUUUGAAGGAUGUAGCUCGUUUGGUUGCCACUUACCCCCAGGGCUUUAUGAUGUGGAUGGGCCCCAUGCUGCCCAUCAUCACCUUGUGCCACCCUGACAACAUCCAGUGUGUCCUCAGUGCCUCAGCUGAAGUUGCGGUCAAGGACGUCUUUGCCUACAACUUCCUGAAACCCUGGCUGGGGGAUGGACUCUUACUGAUUUCUGGUCACAAGUGGAGCCACCGCCGUUGUGUGCUGACACCCUCCUUCCAUUUCAACGUCCUGAAGCCCUAUGUGAAGAUUUUCUGUGCCUGCACAAAUGUCAUGCUUGCCAAGUGGCAGUGCCUGGCCUUGGAGGGCAGCGCCCGUCUGAACAUGUUUGAGCACAUCAGCCUGAUGACCUUGGACAGUCUUCAGAAAUCUAUAUUCUGCUUCAUUGACAACGGUCAGAACAAUUGGAAGCGAUAUAUUCUCACCAUCUCGGAGCUCAGCGCCCUUGUGACAGAAAGGAUCAAUCAGCCCCACCUGCACAGUGACUCCCUGUACAACCUCACUCAUGAUGGGAAGCGCUUCCAGGAGAUCUGCCGCCUGUUACUGAGUUUCACAGAUACUGUCAUUUUAGAACGGUGUCUCACUUUACAUAAUCUCAAGAUCAAAACUUUGAACUUCAUUGACAUGUUUCUGCUGUCUGAGGAUGAAGAUGGAAAGGAAAUGUCACUUAAAGCCAUAAGAGGAGAGAUUGCCACUUUUAUGUUUAAGGGCUAUGAAACUACGGCCAGUGGUCUCUCCUGGGCCCUGUACAACCUGGCCCGGCACCCAGAAUACCAGGAGCGCUGCCGGCAGGAGGUGCGAGAGCUCCUGAGAGGCCGUGAGCCUGAAGAGAUCGAGUGGGAGGACCUGGCCCAGCUGCCCUUCCUGACCAUGUGCAUCAAGGAGAGUCUGCGCCUGCACCCCCCGGUCACUGGCAUCUCCCGCUGCUGCACUCAGGACGUUGUGCUCCCGAAUGGCUGGGUCAUCCCCAAAGGUGUUACCUGCCUCAUCAGUAUUUUCGGGCUGCAUCACAACCCAGCUGUGUGGCCGGACCCUGAGGUCUAUGACCCCUUCCGCUUUGACCCAGAGAACAGCAAGGACAGGUCACCUCUGGCUUUUAUUCCCUUCUCUGCGGGGCCCAGGAACUGCAUCGGGCAGACCUUCGCCAUGGCCGAGAUGAAGGUGGCGCUCGCGCUGACUCUGCUGCGCUUCCGCGUCCUGCCCGACAACAAGGACACCGAGCCGCUCCGGAAGCCGGAGCUGAUCCUGCGGGCAGAGGGCGGGCUCUGGUUGCGGGUGGAGCCGCUGAGCGCGAGCGAGCGGAAAGCCCAGUGGUCUGGGACCCCGCUAACCCCACUAACCUUUGGAGUCGCUCAGGAAUAAACUGCUCUGUCACCUGUG